Molecule: messenger RNA, 5734 nt
Organism: Leucoraja erinaceus (little skate)
Lineage: Eukaryota; Metazoa; Chordata; Chondrichthyes; Rajiformes; Rajidae
Gene: clip1a
Product: CAP-GLY domain containing linker protein 1a
Exons: 17
Coding region: 364-5592 (1742 amino acids)
Biological process (GO): positive regulation of microtubule polymerization; cytoplasmic microtubule organization
Cellular component (GO): nucleus; cytoplasm; microtubule plus-end
Molecular function (GO): microtubule plus-end binding
Source: RefSeq, a predicted model, not a curated record
AUCUAUCCUCCUUGCACUGAAGGCACAUCCAGGGGCCGGCGCUGCUACCCCCAAGGUGCGGGCUGAGAGCGGCCGGUUGCCCUCCGUGAGGCGCCGUUGUCCAUGAGGCGCGGGCUGAGAGCGGCCGCUCCCCCGCCUCUCCCUCGCGCUGCCGCGGGGCUGGCGGGCGGACAGGUUCUGACGUCAGGCCGCCCUCCUGCUGCGUGAGGUCUGUGUUGUGCCGGGUUCGCGAGAGCGGCGGCCCGUCGAAGUCGUCGCGAGUCUGAGGUUUUAAAUGACAUUAUCUAAAAAACGUGCAGAUGAUUCGAUGAUUUGGAAAUACUUUUUAUUGAAACAAAGGCAGGAAUAAGCAAGCAGAGAAGGAUGAGUCUGCUAAAACCUAGUGGGCUGAAAGCUCCCAGCAAGAUUGCCAAGCCUGCAAGUGCUGCAGUGAAGCAAGCAGCUUCUUCACAAUCAGCAACACCCAUUGCUACCACAGACAAAACAUCAACUGGAGAGAAAUCUUCAAGUGCAUCCACCACGGAGGAUCAAGAAGAACACGUGGCUGACUUCAAUAUCGGAGAGCGCAUCUGGGUAAAUGGCAGUAAACCUGGGUACAUCCAGUUCCUUGGUGAGAGUCAGUUUGCUCCAGGACAGUGGGCUGGAAUUGUUUUGGAUGAACCAAUUGGUAAAAAUGAUGGUUCAGUUGCCAGUGUUCGAUAUUUCCAAUGUGAACCAUUGCAUGGGAUAUUUACAAGACCUUCAAAGUUGUCUCGAAGCCCAGUGAUAGAUGGUGAAGCUGGUGAUUCACAAACUCGUGCAGCGUCUGUUUCCAGAGCCACAUCACCAACAUCUACAUCAACCAGUGUUGCAACUGCUCCAUCUACACCAACUGCGCAAAAAGCUGCAUCAGGUGGACCUCAGGAACCUGCAGCCAUGUCCAACCUCUUAAAAACAGGAAGUGAAUCUGUGUCAAACCUCUCAGAAGCUGGUUCAGUUAAGAAAGGGGAACGCGAGUUAAAGAUUGGAGACCGGGUUCUGGUUGGUGGUACGAAAGCCGGAGUAGUGCGCUUCUUGGGAGAGACGGACUUUGCUAAGGGGGAAUGGUGCGGAGUCGAGCUGGAUGAACCUCUUGGAAAGAAUGAUGGAGCUGUGGCUGGAACCAGAUAUUUUCAGUGCCAGACCAAGUAUGGUCUGUUUGCACCAGUUCAUAAGGUUACCAGAAUUGGAUUUCCCUCGACGACACCAGCUAAAGCCAAGACAUCUGUACGAAAAGUAGUCACCACCCCAUCAAAUCUCAAACGAAGUCCUAGUGCAUCAUCCAUCAGCUCUUUAAGCUCUGUAGCAUCUUCCAUCAGUGGGAGACCGAGUCGAUCAGGAUUGCUAACAGAAACGUCCUCGCGUUAUGCAAGAAAAAUUUCAGGCACCACUGCAUUACAGGAGGCAUUAAAGGAAAAGCAGCAGCACAUUGAACAGCUACUGGCUGAACGAGACUUGGAAAGAGGAGAGGUUGCCAAGGCAACUAGCCACGUGGGAGAAAUUGAACAGGAGCUCACGUUACUUCGGACGGGUCACGAACAGAAUGUAUUGGAGAUGGAGGCGAAAAUGGACCAGUUACGAGCACUGGUGGAGGCUGCUGACAGAGAGAAGGUGGAGCUUUUGAACCAGCUAGAAGAAGAAAAAAGAAAAGUGGAAGAUCUACAGUUCCGUGUAGAGGAAGAGUCUAUUACCAAAGGUGAUUUAGAGACGCAGACCAAACUGGAGCAUGCCCGCAUUAAGGAGCUUGAACAGAGCCUGCUCUUUGAAAAGACCAAAGCUGAAAAACUUCAGAGAGAGUUAGAAGACACUAGGGUGGCCACUGUGUCUGAGAAGUCUCGGAUUAUGGAGUUAGAAAGGGAUCUAACAUCACGUACAAAAGAAGUCUCGGAGCUUCGACAAAGACUCGCAAGCGUAGAAGUUUCUGGUAAUGUGGAGAGUGCACCUUUGUUGGAAGACAUUUCCUGUAUGCGAGAGAAACUUGCAACGAUAAAUGAAGAGCAUCAAUGUGAACUUAAAACAUUGAAAGUAAAACUUGAAACCUCAGAGGAAGAUCACCAAAAGAUAGUUCAACGGCUGCAAGGUGCCAGUGAAAAGGUUUCCAAGGAGAAUGUGACUCUCAAAUCCAAACUAGAUCAAGCCAAUAUUGAAAACUCAGAGGUUGUUAGUCUAUGGAAAAGCAAGCUAGAGUCUUCAAUAGAAUCCCAUCAGAAAGCCAUGGAAGAACUCAAGUUUUCUUUCAGUAAAGGAGCAGAUUCCCAAACCACAGAGCUUCUAGAUCUGAAGAGUAAUUUUGAAAAGCUUAAAACAGACCAUCAAAUGGAACUUGAGAAUAUUAAAAUACAGCAAGAUUUAGAAAAAUCAAACUACCUAAAAAAAACUGAAGGUUUAAAAUCUCAGCUAAUAGAAGUCACUGCAGAAAAGGAGAAAGAUAUAGAUACUCUGAAGUUGCAACUGGAAUAUGCUACAAACCAACACCUGGUAGAAAUGGAAGAGACUUUGACAAAACUACAGGAGACCAAAGAGAAGGCAACAGAAUUGCAAGUUUUGCAGGCUAAGAGCACUGAACAGGCACAAACUGUAGAGGAACUAACAGCUAAAGUAGCAGCAGCAGAACAAAAGGUGAUGGGUUAUGAAUUGCUGCAAGAUGUUGAAGCGCAAGGUAGAGAGGAACUCAAAAGGCUUGAAGAGAAGCUUGCAGCGGUUGAGUCGCAGUUGAAAAUAACUGAAGCUUUAAAGUUUUCCGAAGGGAGCAAGGUUAGUGAUUUGGCCAAACAGCUGGAGGAGCAGGAUCUGUCAGUUGUUAAUCUGAAGCAAAAUCUGACUUUAGUGAGCCAGGAGAAACAAAAUUUCGAGCAACAACUUCAGACGAUGAAAGAACAAUUUGAUGGAGCAUCUGAUGCACAACACAAAUUGCAAGAGACCUUACAAGAAACACUUGCAAAGCUCCUUGUGAAAGAAGAGCAAAACGCUUCUCUUUCUUCUGAGGUAGUGGAGCUCAAAUCUCAGUUUUCUGCUCUCGAGAGAAGAACUAAAGUUGACGAGGAAAGGGCAGAACAACUCUCUGAGGAUAAAACCAAACUUGAGAACACCAUCUCUGAGAUGAUGAAGUCUUCAGGGGACAACUCUGCCCAACUAACAAAGAUGAAUGAAGAGCUGAAACUCAAAGAAAGGAGGCAGGAUGAACUACAAGAUCUGCUUCAUCAAUCCAGUGAAAAGAUCGCUUGUUUACAGGAACAUUUGGAGCAAUCCACAAAUAAAGCAAAACAGAUGCAGGAAGAGCAGCAAAACAAAACUCAGACUGAGCUUCAAACAUUACAGGAGAAAAUAACAGAUCUGCAGCAGCAGGUGGAAAUGCACAGUGCACACACUAAGGAACUGCAAAGCAACCAUGAGAAAGUAGUUUCAGAAAUAAAUGUAAACCGUGAUACUUUAGUGAAGGACCUCAAGACAAGGUUGCAGGAAACCAAAGAAGCACUGAAGAUCUCUCAAGAGAAAAGUAAUCAAAGAGAAAAACUUGUAGAAGAACUACAGAAGCAAACGGAACAGGUCCAGUCUUUAACCAGUGAGCUAGCAUCAGCCAAAUCUCAGUAUGAGCAAAUAGCAGAGGAUGUGAGAGCUUUGAAGGGAGAUAAAGAACAGAUGAUCCAGCAAAACGGUGCACUAAAAUCCGAGAAAGAGUCCUUAUUUUCUGAACUUUCAGAGGUGAAGUUACAGUGUACCUCCCUGCAGAAAGAGCAGCAAGUGUUAGAAUCAAAGAAUGAGGAUCUCCAGUUGGAAAGAACAGCACUUUUAAAAGAGAGGCAGGAUCUCGAGGGUACUCAGCAACAACUUUGCCUGGAAAAGGACGCUUUGGUCACAGAAAAAGACGACCUUUCCUUAGCAGCCAAACAUUUGCAGCAGCUCCUGGAAAAGUUAACCAAAGAAAAUGAGGAUCGCCAAACCUCGCAGUCGGACCUGAGUAAACAGCUAGACAAUAUUCAGAUAAAAUGCAAAGCUGCUGAAAGUGAACUAGCCCAGCUGCAUCAUAAAAAGGAAGAGUUGUUAUCGGCCCACGGGGAAAUGAUUGCAGAAAGAGAGGAACUUGCAAAAGAAAAAGACAGAAUUAUCGAAAACUUUCACAAGUUUCGUGAAGAGACAUCAGUUGCUCUGGAAAAGCGGGUGAAGGAAAGAGAUGUGCUGAUAGUGGAAAAAGAUUCUACUCUAUUGAAAUGCUCAGAGCUUGAAGCACAAUAUGAAACUUUAACAAAGGAGAAAAUUCUGCUGAAAUCGACACACGAUGAGGUGAUAUCUAAAAAUGAAACUCUUACAAAAGAAAAAGAUGAUCUUAGUUCAAGUUUGCAGAAGACUAUCCUUGAAAAUAAAUCUUUCAUUAUUUCAAAAGAUCAGCUGCAGAGUAGUCAUGAUCAAUUGAAGAAUGAGCUGGAAAAAUACAUGAAGGAAAAUGCAGAGCUCCAGGCUUCAAAAGCUAGCCAGUCAAAACUCUUGGAUGAGAUUAAGAAUAGCAGGGAGGUAACAGAUUCUGAACGUAUUCAGCUGCUCCAGGAGAAGGAAGAGCAAACAACAUCUCUGAGACAACUAACUGUAGAAAGGGAUGAACUAGCUAAGGAAAAGAUGGAGCUGACUGCAAAGCUGCAGAAAUCCAUUGAGGAGGCAAAGCAACAAAAUGAAGAGAGAGAUGCCCUGAAAUCUGAGACAGAUUUGCUUUGGCUGAAGCAGUCGCAGCUAGAAAUGCAAUGUGACUUGUUACAAAAGGAGAAGGCAACCUUGGAAUCAAAAAGCAACAUGCAAAUGGCAGAAAAUGAAUCUCUCUCGGGUGAGAUAGUCGAAUUUAAAUUGAGCCAACAGCAACUCAUCUCUGAAAUUGAAUACACAGUUACGGAAAAAGAUCAGCUCUUCGGCAACGUUGAGCUUUUAACGCAAAACCUUGACGAGUCCGCCAAAGUAAAUGAAGAACUCCAAGCCUCAAAUUCGAGACUCACCACACAUUUGGAUGAAAUUCAGAAGAGCAAAAAUAUUGUGGAUUUAGAGAGACAUUCCUUGUUACAAGAAAAGGAAAAGCUGGUAGCUGAACUUGAGGCACAGUGCUCUGAAAAGGAGCAUCUUACUCGGCAGAGGGUGAAAUUAGAGGAAAAAUACAAUGUACUGAAUGAACAAGUGAGAGUACUUGAGAACCAACUAAUACAAGAAAGAGAUGCAGCAGAAAUGGAAAAGGAGGCUCUGAAUGAGGCUCAUGCAGAACUUGAAAAUAAUGUUCACGUAUUGACAAAUGAAAUGGGUGUUCUUAAAGCUAAGCAUGACGAAUUGCUUUCAGAAAAUAAUGUGUUAAUAAAAGAAAAAGAGAGAUUUCAGGCUGAACAAAAUAAGUUUGCUGGUGAGAGGGAAGAUCAAGUAGCUGAGAAGAAUUACCUAAUGUCCACCAUUGACGAGCUGAAGAAGAAGGUUGAUACAUUGAGCAAAGAAAAAGUAGAGCUCCAGGCUUCAGAAUCAAAUCUUUUGAAACUCUUGGACGGACUUCGCAGUUGUCAGGAGAUUUCUGAUUUGGAUCAAAUGAGGCUGCAGGGAGAAAAAGGAUAAUUUGCUGGCAACAGAGCUAAAACUUCAGACAGAAAAAGAAGAGCUAGUGAGGGAGAAUGGCGAGCUAACAGAGUCCCUCUGCAAGUUACAGAAAGAAGCUGCUCUUUCUGCUCAAGACAAGGGAGAAAUUGAAACAACCCUG